AUGAAACCUCUUACUUUAGUCAUAGUCUCCAUAUUUAGUUACAAUCAAGUUCAAUCCGCGACGCUCCAGUCAUGCGAUAGUCUAGUCUACUGCCAGGGAGAUCUUCUAGAUACGGUACAGCGAGCAGAAAUAUUCGAAGACUCGAAAACUUUCGUCGACAUGAUCCAGGUGAAUCCGUCUAGUCAGACUUUACAAAACUUCGAAAGACUUAAGCAAGAAACCAACAACAACCCAACCAAAGACGAUAUCAGGAAAUUCAUCGAUGACAACUUCGUUAUGGAAGGAGAGCUGGAAUCGUGGACUCCAAGCGAUUACAACACCGACCCUGCGUUUUUGAAAAAAAUCGAUGAUGUUCUCGUGAGAGAUUUUGCUAGAAAUCUAGUGAACAUCUGGCCAACUCUUGCCAGGAAAGUGAAAGCGGAUGUUAUGGAAAAUCCAGAUAGGCAUUCAUUGAUCUCCGUUCCCAACGGCUUCAUAAUCCCAGGAGGUCGUUUCAGGGAAUUGUACUACUGGGACUCCUAUUGGAUAAUCGAAGGGCUUCUGCUAAGCGAAAUGCAGAGCACUGUCCGAGGGAUGUUGGAAAAUCUGCUCUCGUUUGUCGAGAGAUACGGAUUUGUUCCGAAUGGAGGUAGAGUUUAUUAUCUUAACCGCUCCCAACCUCCCCUAUUAACGCUAAUGGUUGGUUUAUACAUUGGAGCUUCAAAUGACACGAAAUGGCUACGUAAGCACAUCGGCACACUUGAGAGAGAAUUGAAGUGGUGGCUGACCAACAGGACUGUAAUUGCGGAAAAGAAUGGUGUUAAGUACACUUUGGCUCAUUUUGGAUCCGAUAGCGGAACUCCGCGCCCAGAAUCGUAUAUUGAAGAUAUAAGGACUUGUGCUGGGUACGAGGAAGACACGAGAAAGGAAGACUGUUACAAGGACAUAAAAGGUGGCGCCGAAAGCGGCUGGGACUUCUCAUCCCGCUGGAUAUUCGACUCCCAGGGGGGCGUAAACUCCAAUCUAACCGACAUCCAAACGAGGAGAGUAGCCCCCGUGGACCUAAACUCCUACCUCUGUCAGGCCUUCGACCAACUGUCUUCGUUCUAUUUGAAACUCGGCAACCCUGCCAAAGCGUACGAAUGGAAGGAAAAAGCUGACACGUGGAAGAAAACCAUCGAGCUAGUACUCUAUGACAAAGCAGAUGGGAUCUGGUACGACUACGACAUAAGUCUGAUGCAGCCAAGGAAGAUAUUCUACCCCAGCAAUUUCGCGCCCCUGUGGACGCAGUCGUACCAACCGCUGUCGGGGCGGCAGUACGGGUCGCGCGCUGCCAAGUACUUCAAAGACAAGGGCAUAAAUAGUUAUAGAGGAGGUACACCGACAUCUUUGCAGCAAAGUGGGGAGCAAUGGGACUUCCCCAACGCUUGGCCGCCUCUGCAGGAACUUGUUAUUCUCGGCUUCAAGAGAAGUGGUGAUUCGGAGGCAAAGCAACUGGCUGAGUCCCUUGCGAAGCGUUGGAUCGAUGCCAAUAUCAAGGGGUUCAACCAGAACAAAGAGAUGUUCGAGAAGUAUGACGCCGUCAACCAAGGUCAAUACGGGGGAGGUGGGGAGUAUACUGUACAGACUGGCUUUGGAUGGACCAACGGUGUAGCGCUGGCGCUCAUAAAUGAGUAUUACGUUGAUAAUAGUUUGUGGAAAAAAGUGAUACAUUCUGUAUUUAAGACUUGA
This is a messenger RNA of Anoplophora glabripennis (Asian longhorned beetle), 1710 nucleotides long. RefSeq names its product trehalase-like. NCBI's taxonomy places the organism in Eukaryota, Metazoa, Arthropoda, Insecta, Coleoptera, Cerambycidae. Gene Ontology annotation, molecular function: alpha,alpha-trehalase activity. The record is from RefSeq and is a predicted model, not a curated record. Bases 1 to 1710 code for a protein of 569 amino acids. Gene Ontology annotation, biological process: trehalose catabolic process. The transcript is spliced from 2 exons.